AUGGAGAAAAACGAGGUUGUGAUUACGUGUCCUCGCCGAAUCUACGGGCGCGUCGAGCUCCACGUGAAGAAGCUGCUGCGCAACAUUGAGCCGGAAUCCGUCACGCUGCAGCUACCGGAGCACGUCAAUAUGGGCAAAAUCAUCGGAAAAGGAGGUCGAAUGGCGAAGCAACUCGAAGCCAACGUGCAGGAGCUGCUCUCCAGUGAGCGCUGUGGUGCCGGCCACUUGCACGUCGGCAGGGGCCAGGUCAUCAAGAUCAACAGCCAGUCGCGCGAGAUCGUUGUGACGCUGGAAGGAGCGUCUAGGGCCUUGAUGUCGUCUCUGAUUGUGGAGACGCAUGGACACAAUACGCUGCCUCUAGUCACGCCCGGGCAGCAGUUGCAGCAGUGCCCUCGACUCGCGCAGCUGAUGAAUAAGGUGCCGCCGACAAGCUGGGCGACUCGAGAUGAUGUCGUGCUUCAACUUGCUCACGCGCUAGUGUGGCGCUGCAACGCCAGCAUCUGCGGCGGGUUCCUUCGGGACUGGGUUGUUCGUGGUGAGAGCGCCAACGAUAUCGACGUACGUCUGUCGCCGCCUCAAGUUACAGCCUCCUCUGUCGAGAGAGCACUCCGACAGUUCAUCUGGGGGUCGAUUGGCGCUGCUCAGUGCCAGGUUACAAUCAUCAGUCGGGCGCAAAAAGGAUCGGCGUUCGCGCUGACGUUCCGCGCUGCCAACAUAGAGGCUUUCGAUGUCGACCUCGUUGAUCCGUCUGCAAUCUUGAAGAAGAUGCACCCUGGCGUCGACUGCGACGCCGGGAAUCUGCUGCUGAACCGGAAGCAAGCCUUGUGCAAGAAGGUCGAGGGGGCUGGGGACUCGUGGUGCGCUGCGCUGGAGAACGUCCUCAAGAAGCAGUUUGUCUUCUACUACGCGUUGGAUACACGUGAUGCAGACCACAACACUGAAGCCCUCCGGCGACUUCGGACGUGUCUGUCUGCUGUGCCGACGAGCGUCAUAAGCCAAUUGAGUAGGAGCGAGAGAAGCUUGAUCAAACCUCAACGUGCGUAG
This is a messenger RNA of Phytophthora sojae, 1044 nucleotides long. RefSeq lists its product as hypothetical. The coding region runs from base 1 to 1044 and encodes 347 amino acids. The transcript is spliced from 2 exons. The record is from RefSeq and is a predicted model, not a curated record. Lineage: Eukaryota; Oomycota; Peronosporomycetes; Peronosporales; Peronosporaceae.